GUUCGUUUAUCUGGCCUGGUUACCGCGGCAAGGGGAGUUUAAACCGGGUGAAAAGUGAUUGCAUUCGUUUUGGAACCGGGCUGCCUCCCGGGCCUGAGCCAGGUAACACGCUCUGGCCGACGGCGAAGUCGGCUGAAAACAAAAGUGACGUAUUCAAGCACGUGGAGUGAUGAGUAUAGUUUUGUAUUUUUACAUGCAAAAGUGAUUGCUUUUGAUAAAAACGAUUUAUCUGCCUUCCCAAUGAAAACUAGUAUGAAAAUUCUUACAUUUAUUUUAUGGAAAAGAGAUGUAUGUUUUUGGACGAUGCACCUAGCUGCCUUGUUGACAACAUGACCGAGCGGCGCAGAUUGCUGUUUGAUUUGAGAAGGGUGCUCCUCCCUCGUAGUUUUCGCCCGAUGAUGUAACGGGCCAUUGUCCGGUUCAACCCGGGUCAGUGUAAUAGAAUUUUCUCAAUGUGAAUAAACGUUUGUGCGGAUGACAAAAGGUCUAGAUUGCCCAUAUCCUCUGAUUUUGUUUCACUUUGAAGCCCACUCAUUGCAAUUUAUAGAGUAACUGAAAUGCAUUGUUUUAGGCCAGCCUACAAGUUAUUUAUGGUUCGAGGUAUUUCAAUAUAGGAAUUUGUUCAAAAAGAUAAUUGCGAAUAAUAAUUGAUAACACAAUUGAAAAAUUAAUUCCUUUAAUACAGUAACAAACCAUAGCCUACACACAUUGUGCCUCACUUAGAAAGACGAGUCGCCAUCUUGGAGAAACGGCAACAAAAUAAACAGUCGGUGGUUGUAUUUGAUUAACGUUUUAUUAAAAAGCAUGGAUUUCAACAAACAAACAAAGGCACGUAACAACAAGAUUCACUCCGAACACUCUCGUCUACACUCAACCUCGCGGAUGUGGUAUCGCGGAGGUCCGCGUAUCGACUGAUCGCAAACAUGACAAUUAGGACGCUGAGAGAUUAUGGUCAGCACUACCGACCACGGAUGGCAUGCCUAAAAAAUGUGGAGGUGUUUGUGGUUGAGAUGCAGGAUCCUAAGAGUGGGGUGAAGGGUGCCGAUCAGAAACUCAACGUAACCAUCAUCCCACACGUCAUCAACGGGCAGGACAUUUUAGCAUGGAUCGUCACCAAAAUGAAGGUUACCACAGAAGAGGCCCAGGCGUUUGGGACCAUGCUGGUGGCCUACGGGUACAUCUACCCCCUUCAGAACCACAGGAAGUUGGUCCUGGUCCCCGACAGCACCCUCUACCGCUUCCAGACCCCUUAUUUCUGGCCCGUGCAGAAGUGGCCCGCUGAGGACAUAGACUAUGCCAUCUACCUGGCCAGGAGAAACAUCCGGAAGAAGGGGAUGCUGGAGCCCUAUGAGCAGCAACACUACGACAAUCUCCACAAAUGGAUGAACCCCAAGUGGGAUUUCAUCGUGAUGCAGGCCACAGAACAGUACAAGGCUAAUAAAGAGAGGAAGAAGCCAGACAGAGUGGUGUUGGACUGUCAGGAGAGAGCCUACUGGAUAGUACACAGGCCACCACGUCGGACACACAGUGCCAUGGACUAUGGGCUGGACCGUCUCAUUGACCCCAAUGCAGAGGAGGUGUUAACCUUCGACAUGGUCAGGAGAACCAACAUUUUCUUUACACAAGCCCUAAUGAGGUCAGCUGUCAAAUCGUCUGUGUCCCUCACAGCCUUUGUCAAGUACGUGACAACCCACCACAAUCACGACCCGUUCCUGACAACCCCUGUCCCCAGCAACCCCUGGAUCACGGACAGUGAUGAGUUCUGGCAACUCAACUCAAGAAGUGUGGACAUCCCCACUAAGUUGAGUGUGGAGCGUUGGGUGUUGAGCUUCUGGGAGCUGAUCAGUGACCCACGAGGCAGAGUCGACUUCAAGCUCUUCCUCAAGAAGGAGCACAGUGCGGAGAACAUGGCGUUCUACGAGGCAGCUGAGGAGAUGAGGUGGGGAGCAGCAUCUGCCAUACCAGAGAAAUCCCAGUUCAUCUUCAACACCUUUCUGAAACCUGGAGCUCCUCGAUGGAUCAACAUUGAUGGUCGUACCAUGGGGCUGACGGUGAAGGGCCUGGUUGUUCCUCACCGCUACGUCCUCGACGCUGCCCAGACACACAUCUUCCUGCUCAUGAAGAAGGAUACCUUCUACCGUUAUCUCAAGUCUCCGGUCCACAAAGACAUGCAGAAGAGGGCUCUGGUCCCGUCGCCUCACGUCUUCACUGAUGCCCAGUUGGAGGCCAAUGUGAAGAAUCGUAACCCAGGCGUCAGCCCCAUCCUGCUGUGGCAGCAGGAGGAGGAGGAGAAGGCAGCAGCAGCUGUUGCUGCCAGGCCCAUUGACGUCAAAGCCAUGGUGGCCACCAACAAGCUGGACAGGAAGUAGAGAGAGCCCAGGGCAUCAUGGGAAAUAGAGUUUAAUAUACAUACUGUUGUUCAUCUAAUAUAUAUUUGGUUUCCAUGGAGAUGGUGUUACAUAGGACUACUUAAAGUCCUAAAUAAUGGACUUACUAGUUAUUGUUUUAAUGGAGAUAUUGGUAAUGUAUAGAAUAACUGAUGUCCUCGACCACUGAUGUCAAGCCAGUACGGAUUGGUUGAUUGAGGGAAAUAAACGAUUGGCUGUUGAGUAGCUGUGUUGCGUUAAGGCCAGUUACUGUACCAGUUAAGGCCAGUUACUGUACCAGUUAAGGCCAGUUACUGUACCAGUUAAGGCCAGUUACUGUACCAGUUAAGGCCAGUUACUGUACCAGUUAAGGCCAGUUACUGCACCAGUUACUGUACCAGUUACUGUACCAGUUACUGUACCAGUUAAGGCCA
Molecule: messenger RNA, 2800 nt
Organism: Salvelinus fontinalis (brook trout)
Lineage: Eukaryota; Metazoa; Chordata; Actinopteri; Salmoniformes; Salmonidae
Gene: rgs9a
Product: regulator of G protein signaling 9a
Exons: 18
Coding region: 924-2369 (481 amino acids)
Biological process (GO): regulation of G protein-coupled receptor signaling pathway; G protein-coupled receptor signaling pathway; intracellular signal transduction
Source: RefSeq, a predicted model, not a curated record